UACGUUUAUCUAGCCUCGACGGAUGUAAAGGACCUUUUGAUAAUUAUCCCGAGUGACUGACUAAAUAUAAAUCGCUUGAUCGCUUAAAGCACGUUGAUUUUUUUAUCGCUCGAACUACAAACGAGUAAACCCGGAAGUGAGCAUUCAGCAGUUUUAUUUCAGGCACGGGAUACUACCCACAAAGAUGAGGGUGGUGUGGGGCUCGUGGCUCAGUUUGAAGAGAUUCAGUCAUGUGUUUUCUGUAGGUUCAGGCACACGCACUCUCACCUCAGCCAGCAUGCGCCUGGUCCAGUUCUGCAGACGGGGAGCGGAGGGAAGCGUGAGGGUCGGCGUGGAGAGAGAGAACGGCGGUGUCGUCGACCUGAAGGCUUUCGAUAAGUCUGUACCAUCCACCAUGAGGGAAUUCUUGGAACUGGGAGACAAAGGCAUGGAGUGUGCUCAGAGAGCCGUGUCCAGCGGCGAGUGUGUUCUCCCUCGCUCCGAUAUCCAGCUCCUGGCUCCGGUCACCGGUCCAGACAAGGUGGUGUGUGUGGGUAUGAACUACAGAGACCAUUGUCUGGAGCAGAACGCCCCGAUCCCCACCGAGCCCAUCAUCUUCAGCAAGUUCCCCUCUGCCAUCACAGGUCCCUACGACGACAUCCAGCUUCCAAGCAAGAGCCAGGAAGUGGACUGGGAGGUGGAGCUUGCCUUUGUGAUUGGAAAAAAAGGAAAGCACAUAAAGGAGGCGGACGCUCUCGGUCACGUCGCCGGCUUCACCGUCGCCAACGACGUCAGUGCUCGUGACUGGCAGAUGAAGAAGAAUGGCAGGCAGUGGCUUCUGGGAAAAACGUUCGACACGUUCUGUCCGCUAGGACCUGCCCUCGUUACCACGGCAGCGCUGAAGGACAAUCCCCACAAUCUGGGGAUCCACUGCCUGGUUAACGGAGACGUCGUUCAGGAGAGCAACACCGAUCAGCUGAUCUUUAAGACGGAGAAGCUGAUAGCGUGGGUCUCCCAGUUCGUGACGCUGUACCCGGGCGACGUGUUUCUAACAGGCACACCUCCAGGAGUGGGUGUGUUCAGAAAGCCGCCCGUCUUCCUAAAGAAAGGAGACGUGGUGGAGUGUCAGAUCGACGAGAUCGGGUCCAUCCGAAACACCGUGGUGUGACUCCAGUGUGAUCUGGGAUGAGGAAAACAAAAUGACUUAUUCACGUUUUUACUGAUGUGUCUGAAAUCCUGAUCUGAGGCACGUGCACUUGAAAUGGCCAGGAGAUGGCGCUCUGCUGAUUAUGGUUCAGAAGAAACGCUAUGGUAUUAAUGGGUUUUAUUUUGUUUUUCCAAUCAAGGCAUUUGAUUUCUGCUUGUGGAAUUAUACAGAUUUUUAUUUUCCAUAUUUUUCCAUGGUCCUGGUUUGUUGAUCAUUUAAAAAAAAAUGUAGAGCUUUUAUUUUCUGGAUUUAACCUGCAUUUUGUACAGUGCCUUUAAAUUCAGCUUCCUGUAAAACUGAACAUAAGAACCUUUUCAUAUCUGGGGAAACUAUUAAAACACUCGGCAUCGAGUAACUAAUUUCGGAGCGCUGACCGAGCUCGCAGUAUUUCAUUAGGAACGCAGGAAAACGCUCGGGAACUGCUCCGACGGUGCAUCGAUCCGAGUUGACGAACUAAGGGAAGCGUAAACGUGCCGAGCGGGUGAUCUAUCGUGAUUGUGAAACUGCAGCACUGUCUGCAUUUCAGGCUGAAUUUCCUUCUUAAAAAAAAUAAUAAAGUGCAGCACUUUGCCUUC
Molecule: messenger RNA, 1761 nt
Organism: Hemibagrus wyckioides
Lineage: Eukaryota; Metazoa; Chordata; Actinopteri; Siluriformes; Bagridae
Gene: fahd2a
Product: fumarylacetoacetate hydrolase domain containing 2A
Exons: 8
Coding region: 185-1147 (320 amino acids)
Molecular function (GO): hydro-lyase activity
Source: RefSeq, a predicted model, not a curated record